Teleopsis dalmanni is the source of this 9321-nucleotide messenger RNA. RefSeq lists its product as uncharacterized. The record is from RefSeq and is a predicted model, not a curated record. Gene Ontology annotation, biological process: regulation of transcription by RNA polymerase II. The coding region runs from base 407 to 9196 and encodes 2929 amino acids. The transcript has 8 exons. Lineage: Eukaryota; Metazoa; Arthropoda; Insecta; Diptera; Diopsidae.
UUAAAAAAAUUAUUUAUAAAUAAGUUUGGGUGCAGUCCAAGUAUUUCUAAAAGGCUUAAAGCAUGUGUUGUAUACUACAAGAAAUAUAAAAUAAUAGAAAUGAUUAAAAAGUUAUAUAAAAAAUAAUAUGAGCGAAUAGAAAGAUUAUUCGUUCAGAGCAUAUUCCAGCUAUUGAAAAAUCUGAAGCCUAUGUAUACAUAUAUAAAACCAUUGUGUAAGCAAAUAACAAAAUACCAAUUACCAAUUAAAGUUUAAAUUUUGAAGCUGUGUCGUUCGAUUGUGCAAUUAUGUUUGCUCGUCCAGCUCGGGUUUCAUGUGAAUUGCUUAUAUCGUUGCAUUCAUGUUAAAAAUGCCGUUGUGAUGUGUAACAUUUGCAGGAGCAGAAAUAUUAACAGUUCGGCAUGAAAUGGAAGCAGCCAUUCGUGCAUCAGUGCAGGUCGGUGGUCCACCGCCCUCAAAUAGUGGUCAGCAGCAACAACGCGGUGGUAGCAGUCAGCAAACGAAUGAUAAUGGACCAUCGUCACAUCAACUACAUCAUCAUAUUCAUCAACAACAAACUUCGUCAUCCAACCAACAACAACAAGGAAACACCACUAAUAGCGCUCAGCAACAUCAACAACAACAACACCACCACCACCACCACCAACAACAACAACAACAGCAGCAACAACAACAACAACAACAACAACAACAACACCAACAACAACAACAAUCAAACAUGUCCGCUUAUCAGCCAAGGAUAUCAUCGGGGGCCUCUCCGAUUCAUAGAUCUUACAGGCCAAUUGAAACAUCUCAGUCGUACAAAAAGGGAGGUAACCUGGGAUCUCUUUCACAUCAUACUGCGCAACAAAUGCAUCAGCCGCAAAUGCACCAUCACCAACAACAGCAGCAUCACCAUCAGCAACAGCAACAAUCCUCUCGUUCGGCAGCUAGUCCUCUUUCACCUCCACGGCCAGGACCAGGAUCGGCAGCAACCGCAAGCACAUACGCAAAAUUUGGUGAUGUUAAUGCAGUUCGAGAGGCACCACACCGUUAUAUACAACAAAGUUCGUAUAGUAUUGGUCCCGGUACACAGUACCGUGAUAGCCCUCAUACGCGAAUACCUCAAAUACCGUCGUCACAAGUGCAGGAAUACCACCGUGCAGCAGCAGCUGUUGCAGCUGCUUCUGCUAGUAAUAGCACAUCUAACGUGGUGCAAGUGACGACAGGUUUGCCACCGCCGCCUAGUGGUAGUAUUAAUAUUAGUGGAACGCAUUUGGAUACAUUACAUUUUAUGCAUCAAACACCUGCUGGUCCUACAACGACACAACUGCUCAGUAAUUCUAGUGGUGCAAAUAGUAGCAAUACCGGUGCACCAUCACCACAUAAUGCAAAUAGUGGUGGAGCAAGUAGCAUAAUUGUGGGUCGUCAGCGCAUUCUGUUACCUGCACAUGCGCAAGCGCAAGCUGCACAAUAUCCGAAUGAAUAUCUGCCUAGUACGGCUGUAGCUGCUGUAGCAGCCGUGAAUCGUCAGCAACUUCAUCAGCAACAGCCACAACAACAGCACACUCAACAGCCGCAAGCACCCCCUGAUCCUGGAGGGCAACCAUUUAAAAAACUGCGGUUAAGUGAGACAAAUGUUACCAACACAAAUCACCUGCCAUCUCAACAAAUUGCAAAUGCGCAGCAAAGGCAACCUUCUCCCGCUGCAAUAUCACUUUCGCAGGCCAACAGUAGUCGCAGUAGUAAUAGUAGUCACAUACAAUUGUCGCAACCGCCUCAUACACAUCUGACUGUAUUACCAGCGCAACCUCCUCUAUCAGUCGCGGUACAGCAACUAAAAGUAGAAACUCAACCGCCACAGCUUCAAAGUACGUCUAAGUCGCUAGCGAACCGCUCAACACCCACUUCAAUAAGUGGCAGUUUUAUUUCAACGCAAAAUGCAACUGUUGUUUCAGUUACGAAUUCUUCAACUUCGUCUUCGUCAGAGGCGUAUCAUCCACAGGUUGAAGCGAUCUCACCUACACUGCCAACUGAUAACGCGGAGGAACGCGGUCGCACCACUAAAGAGGACUUACUUAUGCAAAUUCAAAAGGUAGAUACUGAUAUUCAAAGUGCUGAAAAUACGAUGGAAAUGCUUAAAAAGAAGGAAACAACGUUACUUGAAACAGCCGCUGUGUGUAAACAAGAAAAUGAGCAAGAAAACAAGUCAGAAGAGGAUGGAGCAGAGGAUGUUGCAAAUGCGUGGCGUUCACAAACACUGGCUCAGAAAAUAUAUGAGGCGAACCGUAAAACGGCCGCAGCACAACAUUCCAUUCUUAAUAACUGCGGUACCCGUUAUAUGUUACCGCUUUACAAUCAGCCUCUGGAUGUUGAACGAUUGCAAACAAUUAUGAGACGCCAUCAAAUCUCUGUCAAAGAUCCAUUGCUAGAACAAGUACGUAAGAUCAAACAUGAAAGAUGGUUACAUAAUACUGGUCUAGUAGAUAGAUAUACACAAAUGUCAGCAGAUUGGCAAAAACGUAUUGAAAAAGCUGAAGCAAGUGCUAAGAGGAAGGCGCGUGAAGCUAAAAACCGCGAGUUCUUCGAAAAAGUGUUUACAGAAUUAAGAAAACAGCGUGAAGAUAAGGAACGUUUCAAUAGAGUAGGGUCCAGAAUUAAAUCUGAAGCUGAUUUAGAAGAGAUUAUGGAUGGGUUGCAGGAGCAAGCAAUGGAAGAUAAGAAAAUGCGAUCGUAUGCUGUUAUACCACCUUUAAUGUACGAUAUAAGACGAAGGCGUUGUGUUUAUCAUAAUGAGAACGGCUUUAUUACGGACAUGGUUGGUGUACAUAAAGAACAGCAAAUGAUAAAUGUGUGGACAGCAGGAGAAAAGGAAAUUUUUAAGGAAAAAUUUCUUCAGCAUCCAAAGAACUUUGGAGCGAUUGCGGCAAGUUUAGAUAGAAAAUCGGCGCAAGAUUGUGUUCGCUAUUACUACCUCAGCAAAAAGACUGAGAACUAUAAGCAAUUGUUGCGGAAAUCACGCCAGCGUACACGUUCUUCAAGGAACCCUCAAAAAACGCAGCAACAACAGACUCAGUGCAUAAUUGAUUCGUUGACAACAGGCGUUACCACGCGUCUACAACGGGAACAACAACAGAAAACAGGUGGUCGUUCAGCUGCAGCCGAACGGGAACGAGCAGCAGAAAAAGCCGCAGCUGAUGCAGUUAAAACAGCAGCUGCUCUUGUAAUCAAGACAAAGAGUGAAAGUAAUAAUGAAAUACUUCCAAAAUUAGCAGAAGCGGUUGAUGCAACAAAAACUGAAGCUGGUUCAUCAAGUGAUAAAUCGAAUGAAAGCAGUACUGUUUUAGGCUCACCACUAACAGCAGCUACAGUAAUAGAAACAGCAACAACGACCACUGCUGUGACAGCUAUAAGUAAUAGCAAUAGUAAAGAAUUUAAUAGCAGCAGCGAUAAUAAGCCAAUAACAACAGCAGUUGAAAAAGCUAAUGCGGAAAGCUCUGCAACGAGUCCGACUGUUAACGGCACUAAUGUUAAAGUGAAAACAGAAGACACAGUGAUAGCAGUGGCAACAACCAUUAAUGACAAACAAAAGGUUGAAAGUGAUAUAAAAUCAACAGCUAAUGGCAGCGACGCCAAAACUAAUCCAGCAACAGUAGCUACCAGUGAUAGCGUUGAAAAACCAAUUGAAUCAACAUGUAGUAAGGAUGAAAAAUUUUCUACGACAGUUUCAAGCAUCACUGCCACUCCUACAACUAUCAACACAACCAGCAGUCCUACAAAUGCACAUCCACCUGCUCAAGUUAACACUCCCAAUGGCAUCAAGUCUGCUUAUGUAGUAGCCAUUGCAGCAGCAGCCGCGGCGGCUGUUGCAGUUGAUGAACAAAAAGUUGGUGCACCAACUGUGGCCGUAGCCGAUAAAAGUGCUACAGCAACGGAUGUUGUGCCAGAUGAAAAAAGCAUCGUGGUGACGCCACUUACAUCGACGACUGCUGGCAGCUUUCUAGGGCAAAAGCUGAAAGCUGCACAGGUUGAAGGCAUCGGUGCGGGCAAUGAAUGUAACUCGGAUGUUAGCGAUCCUAAAAAGAAGCGUCUGGAUAUAGCCGAUGCUUUGUCUUCGUCAACUCUCAUAUCUAGUAGCAGUCCUGCCAGUAAUGCGAGCAAUAUUCUUGGCAAAGAAUUGAAUGUAACCACGGUUGGUAGCACAACUACAAACUCCGCUGUGUCGUUAGCAAUUACCGUUGCUGAUGAAACGACCAAAAAUCCAAGUCUAACAGCCACAGCCACAGCAGCAGCAUCGGUGACAUCGGCAACAUCAGCAACAUCAGCAACAUCAGCAUUAACUAUAACAAUCACAACUACUGUUGCAUCUGCAACGACUCAGGCAACGACGACGACGACGACGACGACGACGGCGACAACUGAUGCCAGCAUUAAUAACAUAAUCGAUAGUAAGGACAAACUUGCUACCUGUUUUGUAUGCAAAGCUGAGGCAUGUCCACGUACACGACCAUUGAAAAAAGGUCGUGGGCAACAGUAUGGAAUUGCAGACGAUUCAAUUGUAGUAGGCGCUCGUGUCUGUAAUUCGUGUCAAUGUAAGUCAGUGCGUAAUCGGUAUCCCAAUUGUCCAAUUCCAACCUGCCCAAACCCAAAGGAUCGGGCGAAACGAUUACAUAACAUUCCGGCACGUUUAUUUGAACUGACUAACGAUAUUCGUGAGCCGAUUAUACAUGAAUUUCAGAUACCUGUACAAGCUUCACGAUGUUGUUCGGCAUGUUUGAUGCGGAUUCGUCGCAAGCUUGACCCGCAUAUAAAUUUAACUGAUGAAGAACGUCGCACCACCGACGGAGAUGAGUCUGAUGUUAGUACAUCUUCGUGUGAUGAACGUGAAGCAGGGGGUAGUGAUACAGCUUCAGUUGAUAGUCCGGAAAAUCCACAAAGACAUAACUCACUAACGAAGGACUUAAAAAAGCCUUUGACACCAAUAAAUGCAAAUAGUGUAAAAACAAAUGCAGCUGAUACAACAACAGUUACAAUAACAGUCUCAAAAUCUGAUGAACGAUUGUUACCUCCACUUGGACAUGCACCACGCAAACAAAAAACGUCUGAGGAAUAUGAUUCGUCUGCAACCGAAACUGCGGAUGAGGAGAAUGAAAAUUCUCCAGCUAAUCGACAAAGUCCAAAAGUAACUCUCAAUAACAGUGGCAGCAUUGGUGGCAGUGGCAGUACAGUAGUAACACCAGGACUUCCACCUCCACCAUUAAAUGCACAAUCAAAUGGUCCUCAGCCUUUACCUCCAUCUUCUCAGCAAAUGCCGUUACCAGGUCGAGAAUCAGCACUGAACGUUCAAGAUUUCCUCUAUACAAUGAUAGAGCAUUCACUUAAAGCCAAGGCACAACCUCCUUCAAAAUUACCAGCACAGCAGCACAUAAGUCCACAUUUAAGUAAAUCUGGAGUAGAGCAAUCAAGCCGUCGUACUGACAUUGGUAAUAGCGGUAACAAUAGUAAUAACUCUAACAAUGAUGUAACAAUUGUUAGAGAAUAUCGCAAUGAUGGCUCUAUUGUGAAACAACAAGCACAUGGUCAUUCAAUGUCCCAGAAUAUACAAAACCUAAGUUCAAGGCAGCAGAAUUCUUCUGUUAAUUUGAGUGGGUCAUCUCAACAAGCAGCACAACUUCCGCUUGACAAUUUAGCUACAUUGUCAGUAGUUAAUUCACAUAUACCUGGACAACAUUUGCCGCCCCACAAUAUGAUACCUCAGCACGAUGUAAAAGCUACAAUCACACCAGUAGUUAAAACAGGCAAAAAUUCUACACCGCCACAUCCUUCUGAUACAAUAAUUUAUGGUGGAUCAACUUCAGUUCAACAGCAUCGCAAUAAUGAACCUGAACCUCAAACGUUAGAUUUAUCUAUUAAAAAGCCUUCGCGUGAUGGUCCUUCACCACAUUCAUCAUCUUCAAUAUCAUCUGGUCUGCCUGAAAGUCUAUCAAGACAUCAACCUCCACUUAGUACUGUAAAGCAUGUUAGUAAUGCGCCUGCAAUAUACCGCGCACCUGAACCAACGCCUUUAUUGGCACCUAAUCCUACGUACUUAUCGUAUCACCCACAUCCUGCAACAGUAGGCAAAGCACCUCCAGGGGCAUUUUUAGUAUCACAAGUACCUAUUCCUAUUUCUAUUACACAGGGACGAUCUCAAAAUAGUGGUGUACAACAACCGCAGCCACCUCACGCUCAGCAAAACCCGCAAAAUAGCUCUGCGCACAUGCAACUUCCAUCAAGUGCAACAAUCGGUAGCAAAUGUGCAUCAAAAAUGGCACCGAAAUUAAGUCCUCAGCUUAUACAUCCUACACAACAUAUUCCGCCUCCUUCAACGCAACAAAUUCUAGUUGGAGGACCGAAAGGCUCUAUUACGCAUGGAACACCAAUUAAUAACUCACAACAAAUAAUUGUGCAUACGUCUUCAAAUGCACUUAGUCCUAAAUUUGAUGGUAUACUUCGUCAAACACCGCCUUCAACUACCGAUAGCAAGCUGGGAUCAAUAACUCAAGGUACUCCUAUACAUUUACCUGGACAUCAUUUAGAAAGCAAACGUGGUUAUGAAUAUUACAAACCAACGCAACGUCAAAGUCCGGCACAACAAUCGGGUCCCCUACCUCCACCGCAACAAUCCUCACCGCAGGCUCCACCAUCUCAAAAUUAUGGUGUAAACUCGCCUUAUGUACGUUCUCCUUACGGUGUAGAACAGUCACCUGUUUUAAGCACUCGCCAGAUUGUUAUGCAUGAUUAUAUAACAUCACAACAGAUGCAAGGUCAACAAAGAAAUGUGUCUCGUGGCAGUGCAGGUGGAGGCGCAGGUUCUGAUAAAGAAUCUCCUUCGCCACGAAAUAGCGUAAAUAGUAUUACAAGUGGACUUGUAUAUUAUGACAAAGAUCGUGGCCGGACAGAGUAUUCAAGUCGAGCUUCGCCUGCUGAUCAUAUAAAUAGCACUCCUAGUCCGCAUCGAACUCCUCCUCCACAGCGUCAAGGAGUAAUUCAAAGGCAUAACACUGGCUCUAAGCCUCCAUCACCUGCUGCCUCGCAGCAAAGGAGUAUGCAUGUGAUGAGUCAUAAUUAUCCGCCAGCUGGUCAUGAAGCAUUUUCAUCGUUUGUUGAUGUCGCUGUUCAGCAACCGCAACUACCCGUCCCGUCUCAAAAAGACGAAAAGUCAACGCGUCAUGAACAGCAAACACAUCCUCCUCAUCAACAUCCUUCUUCCCAACCACCAUCACGCCAUGAAAUUCGUUAUCAAAUGAAUCGUGAUCAUAUGGCAAUGCAAAUACAACACGCUGCAGCAGUUGCACAGCAAUAUCAUCACCAUGUAGCUGCAAAUGCUGCUGUUGAUUUGCAGCGUCGUAUGGAUCAAGCGAAGCGCGAUCAACGUAUGCACGGAAUAGAGCGUGAUAUGCAGAAACGACAAGAGCGAGACAUGAACCGUUUACAUCAAGAACGAAUGCAAGCUGAACGUGAACGCAUUGAUCGCGAACGAGAACGAGAUCGGGAACGCGUAAGAGAACGAAGAGAACAACAACGUGUAGCAGAUGAACAAACUCGAGAAGAUAGAAGAAUGGAACGUAUUUAUGCCGGAAACACCGCAGCAGCUGCAGUUGGGCCACCUCACUACUUGCGUGUACCCCCCGACACCGGACCGCCUCGAGCCAUUCCAGAUCAUGAAAGAGAUCCUUAUCACAGAAUUCAUCCUGGUCAACCAUCUGAUGGAACAUUAUCUGCGCAAGUUCUAAUAGAUGCAAUUAUAAAGCAUCAAAUUAGCCAAGGAAGCUCUGAACCAAAUCCCACAAACAUUAACCGCGAUAUGGCGCGUUCAUCAAUUUAUAACUCACGUGAUAUUCCACUAACGCGUCAACAUGCUCCAACAGCUGCUGCAUUAGCUGCCGUCGAAAAUAAUGGAAAAUCAAAUUCACCAAAUAUAAUAAAUAUAGAUCUUGAUAAUGAUCGUAUGGGAAGUGCACAAUAUGAUCCACCUACCAGUAAUUCCCGCGGCCAAGUUCAUAACUCUCGUGGUCCACCAUCUCAACAAGGUCCACCACCACCUACUUCACAGUCUCAUUCAACUCAAAGUCAACAAUCUUCCAUUAUGACUAAAGGCAUAACACUUGCUGAGUUAACAGAUUCGAUUAUUACUAAUGAUUUUGGCCCAAAUCCAAUCAGACAAACUAUGAGACCUACAGCUAAUUUUAUACCUUAUAUGCAAGAUCCUCAAACUAUGGUAGCACCUGAUCGUUGGAAAUAUCUUCUUAUACAACAAAAAGAAGCAGAAGCAGCAGCUGAACGGGGUAAGAAUUCCACGCAAAAUGCUAAUAACAGUGGUAAUUUAGCCGCUAACAAUGGGAGUUCUGGGAGUCGUUCAAAUACACCAGGAGAUGAUCGGAAUACAAUACCGAGUCCUCGUAAAUAUGUUCAUGAAAUAAUGCCGCAUCAAACAGGUGGGGUCGUACAACAUGAAGCAGCAUCUCAUUAUUAUCAUCCACUUGGCCCACCACCGACUAGUGUGCAAUCAAUUGGCGUACAUUCACGGUCUAGUAGUGGAAACUCGAACUUGUCAUCAGGUGGACAUGAUCAAAGAAUGUCAGGUGGAAACACUGGAUCUAUUUCAGCUAAUGUAACUUCUGUACAGAAUCAUCAUUUUGAUACAAUGAAAUAUGUCCAGAACAGGAUUGUUGAAGUAAUGCGCACUGAAGAUGAUCAUCGCGUAGAGGAAAUACAUCACCAGCACAACGAUCAUCGAGGUGGUAAUAAAAAUUUACAUGAGACUGCUGUAAAUAUAAGUGGAUCAAGAAAAACACCAAAUCAGUAUGACGAUCGGGAUGGUAGACGAUCGGGUUCUUCGAUUGCUUCAAAUAAUGACUCUCAACAUGCGCCAAGCACAGGACUUGGUCCAUAUCAACAGCAAGUACCAGUCACAACAUUCGCACCAACGACAUAUGCCUAUCCAUACAGUGCUCUUAAUGUACCCAGCUCACCCGUCGGUAUGCAACCUCCUCAACAAAUGGCGGUGCCUCAUCAACCCGCUUCUCAUAUAACUAAGCAACAAGUGCAUACACAUUCAGCGGCAGAAAGUGCUGGACCUGGAAUUAAUAAUGCACAAACAUCUAGCUCAUCUUCAACAACGGAACCCAAACCUCUGUUAUCGGCCCAAUAUGAAGCAUUAAGUGACGAAGAUUAGUUGUGACUACAAGCGUCUGGUUUAAAAAUACCACAGCAGCAGACGCAAUGGAAGUAUGACACUGAACACGUACAACUACAAUGCCAACUAUAUGAAAAUCAACAAUACAGCUAUAUUAGUUACAA